AUGGUGCAGCGCCCAGCCGGGCUGGCGCGCUCAGAGCUGCCGUGGGCGACGCGAGGGAGGAGGAAGGGCUCGCAGCCCAAGAGCCAGGGCCGGCCGGCCGGCUGCCUUCCGGGCGGCUCGCAAGGUCACCGGCCCCGGGCCACGUGUCCCCAGCCGCCGCCGCCGCCCGCAGUCGGGGCCUCGCGGCGACACGUGGCCGCUCAUCCCCUCCCGCGCCCCGCUCACCUCACAGCGCACCGACCCCGCCGGCCAGCCCCAUGGAGACGGAGACGCCGCCGCCGCCGCCGACCCCCGAGGAGUGCCCGGCCGCCCGCCGCCGCCGCCCGGUCAGCCGCCUCGUCGAGCCCGCCGCAGACGCCGGCCCGAGGUGGCGGAGGGAGGGCGGGCGGACGGCGGCGGCCGCUGCAGGGACUGACAAAGCCCGACGGCGCGCCGCGCCGCUACUUAUACGCGGAGCACGUCGUCAUGGAGACGCACCAGCUCAAACCAGCCGCGAUCGGUUCCGGCCGGGGAGGAGGAGCAGGGGGGGGGGGGGGGGGAGGGGAGGGGCCGGGGCUCCACGGGGGCCAACCCUCUCCCCCCAACACACACAUCCCCUCUCGCACCCCCCCCUCCCACUUCUCCAACCCGGGCUCGGCGCGGGGAGCCGGAGGCGCGGGCCGCGCGCGUCAGCGGGGGCGGAGCGCCGCGCGUGCCCGCCCACCCGCGCCCCCCUCCUCCCCCCGAGGGGGGAGUGACGGAGCAGGGGGGGGGGUGCCUCCGCCCGCGCGCGCGCGCCCCGCCCGGCCUCGUGCCGGACACGCCCUGCGGCAGGCCCGCGCACGCGCACCAAGCCGCGGGUCCCGCCUGCCAGCACGCCGCAGGGCCCUCUGGGCAGCGGGCGGGAGCCGGCGGGCGCCUGCGCACUCGCUCUCGGGCGCCUGCCCUGUCUCCCCGGCCCCCCCACCUCCAGGCGGGCUCGCGGAUGGAUGGGCCGCGAGUGGGCUGCAGGUGGACGUGGCGGGCGCAGACCGACCCUGCUUCGAGGUCCCCCGCACGCCUAGGCGUGGAGCUUGCUGA
Onychomys torridus (southern grasshopper mouse) is the source of this 1059-nucleotide messenger RNA. Its product is annotated as translation initiation factor IF-2-like. The transcript is spliced from 2 exons. The record is from RefSeq and is a predicted model, not a curated record. Lineage: Eukaryota; Metazoa; Chordata; Mammalia; Rodentia; Cricetidae. Bases 1 to 1059 code for a protein of 352 amino acids.